Ceratina calcarata is the source of this 1315-nucleotide messenger RNA. Its product is annotated as TATA-box-binding protein-like. The transcript is spliced from 5 exons. The coding region runs from base 198 to 923 and encodes 241 amino acids. Gene Ontology annotation, biological process: DNA-templated transcription initiation. Gene Ontology annotation, molecular function: DNA binding. Lineage: Eukaryota; Metazoa; Arthropoda; Insecta; Hymenoptera; Apidae. The record is from RefSeq and is a predicted model, not a curated record.
AGGGGAAGCGAGCCGUGCGGGACAAAUUAUACGAACGCUGGGCACUGGGCACCAAGUGGCACCAUGGAACAACUCAUGGAAGUGACAUAGCUCACUGGAUUUGUUACAUUUGUUGGUAGUGUUCAAAAUGGUUCUUGGUUGGUGGGGUAUCUGACAGAAAGGAUUUUGUGAUUACUUGUAGGACAGGAUAUAUUAAAAUGACUGCGUUAGUACAAGAAGAUAACGAAUUGAAGAGGUUACUGGGUAAUCCGGCGAAAAAUGCUGGUGAGAUUGGCUCCAUGGGUCCGCCACAGACGACAAACAUCCCGCGACCGAGUAUAUCGCAAAAUGUUAAUCCACAGUCAAUGCUAGCACCGAUGACCCCGGUUAACAGUACAAAAGAAGUUAUAGAACCAUGUUUACAGAAUGUUGUUUCAACUGUUAAUUUAGGUGUAGAAUUACCUUUGAUGCAGAUUAAUACAAAAACAAGAAAUUCUGAAUAUAAUCCUGCAAGAUUUACUGGUCUGAUUAUGAGAAUCAGAAAUCCUAGAGCCACUGCAUUGAUUUUCCGCUCAGGGAAGGUGGUUUGUACUGGUGCAAGGUGCGAGGAAGAUUCAUAUUUAGCAACGAGAAAGUUUGCACGAAUAAUUCAGAAACUCGGAUUUCCAGCUAGAUUUUAUAAUUUUAAAGUACAAAACAUAGUUGCCACGUGUGACCUGAAGUUUCCAAUUAAAUUGGAAAACUUGAAUCAUAUUCAUGGGCAAUUCUCUAGUUAUGAACCUGAACUCUACCCAGGUCUUAUAUACAGAAUGGUGUCACCAAGAGUAGUAUUACUCAUAUUCGUAAAUGGAAAGAUCGUGUUAACAGGAGCAAAAAAUCGAACUGAACUUCAAGAUGCAUUGAACAAUAUAUAUCCAAUCCUGAAAAGUUUUAAAAAACAAUGAAAGUACUUUUUUUACUAUAACGUACGAUUUAUACAAAAGCAGAUGAAGUCAUCAACGAUUGCCUUGGUAUAAUUUAUCAAGUAGUUAGCGAAUAUUAUUUAUUAAUAAAAAUGAAUUUUGUAUAAUAAUUCAUCUUAUGUCUGACGAUUACAAUAAGAUUUGUACACAAAUAAUCCAUUAUAUUAAGGGGAAGAGGAACUUGAAUUAGAAUUUCAUGUUUCAUCACACCUUUAGAGGAAAGUCUUACAUUCUGGCACACCCUGUAGUAUUUCAGACUCAAACUUGCCUUCGGGAUGCCCUGGCGUCCUUCGACAAACAGAUUUUAUACCUAACGAAAUAAAUACGAUGUAUCGUUUUAAAACAUGUAUAUAUAUAUUUCUGCACAAUAAAAU